UCGACUUAACUUCAGUUGUUCUCCAACUGGCGAUCGAGCAGGUAGUCUUUGCCGCAUUCCUACUGGCGGUAGCUGUGUUAAUCUCAACGAAAGAUUUGAAAAUAAAUUUCGAUUUCAACGCUACAACAACAAAAAUGGCUGUUAGUUUUGUACAUGUCCCAGCUGGAAGUGAUUUUCCCUUGGAAAAUUUACCCUACGGUGUGUUCUCUACAAAGGCAAAUCCCCGCAAACGUUUGGGUGUUGCCAUUGGUGACAGCGUUUUGGAUUUGAGUGGUGUUGCCUCAUUUUAUCCACCCGAAGUACAGGAUGCCUUGAAUGCCGAAUCAUUGAAUAAACUGAUGAGCCUUGGCUACACUGCCUGGAAUGUAGUUCGGACCAAAACCCGUGAAUUGUUGCUGAAAAACUCGGUUUUGGAACAGAAUGCUGCCUUGGUGCAGAGCGUCAUUGUCCCCCAAAAGGAAUGUGAAAUGCAUUUGCCAGCCGAAAUCGGAGACUAUACCGAUUUCUAUUCUUCAAUCCAUCAUGCCACCAAUGUUGGUAUUAUGUUCCGUGGCAAGGAGAAUGCCUUGAUGCCCAAUUGGCGCCACAUCCCUGUGGGCUAUCAUGGUCGUGCCAGUUCGGUGGUUGUCUCCGGAACUCCCAUUCGUCGUCCUCUCGGCCAAACUUUACCCGUUGAUGGUCAACCUCCCGUCUUCGGUCCCUGUAGAUUAUUGGACUUUGAAUUGGAAAUGGCUUUCUUCAUUGGUGGUCCUGGCAAUCAGCUGGGUGAACGCAUACCCGUCGAAGAGGCAUGGAAAAAUGUUUUCGGUUUCACUUUGAUGAACGAUUGGAGUGCCCGCGAUAUUCAGAAGUGGGAAUAUGUGCCAUUGGGACCAUUUACCGCCAAGAAUUUGGGUACCACCAUUUCACCUUGGGUUAUUCCGGUGGCAGCUUUGGAACCCUUCCUGGUCGACAACUAUCCCCAGGAACCGGAAGUUUUUCCCUAUUUGAAACAUCAGAAACCUUUCAAUUUCGAUAUUAACUUGGAGGUGUAUCUGAAACCCGAAAACAGCUCGGAAACCAAAAUUUGCAAAUCGAACUACAAAUAUCUGUAUUGGACUGCCAUGCAACAAAUUGCCCACCACACCGUGACUGGUUGCAAUGUCCGCCCCGGUGACUUAAUGGCCUCGGGUACCAUCAGUGGUGAGACGGAAGAUUCCUUUGGCUCCAUGUUGGAGUUGAGCUGGCGCGGUGCCAAGACCAUCAACUUGAAUGAUGGUGCCACCCGUAAAUUCUUGCAGGACGGUGAUGAGGUCAUCAUUAGGGGUUAUUGUGAGAGCAAUGGUGUUCGCAUUGGCUUCGGCGAAUGUGCUGGCAAGGUCUUGCCAGCCACUCCAUUCCAAUAACUUCUUUUGUUUUGUAAUUAGUAGAGUAGUAAUGAACAAAUGCAUUUAAUGUCGAUCAAUUUUUUGAAAUAGAAAUAAAAUAUACUUUUGAAAAAUUUUGAAUUGAAA
Molecule: messenger RNA, 1493 nt
Organism: Musca domestica (house fly)
Lineage: Eukaryota; Metazoa; Arthropoda; Insecta; Diptera; Muscidae
Gene: Faa
Product: fumarylacetoacetase
Exons: 5
Coding region: 135-1385 (416 amino acids)
Biological process (GO): homogentisate catabolic process; L-tyrosine catabolic process; L-phenylalanine catabolic process
Molecular function (GO): fumarylacetoacetase activity
Source: RefSeq, a predicted model, not a curated record